AGCAGGAAGCUCCUUUGCUCCACCCUCUGCCCUGCACGGCGGCUCUUGGAGCUGGUGGAGGAUUUGCUGAACCAGAGCUGCCAGCGACAGCGACCUGACCUGUGCAGCUGCCUGGGUGGGAGCUGGACACCCCCGGCAUGAAGCCCUUCUCCCACCAGCCCCGGGCAGCCUUUGCUGUGCUCUUCUUCGCCAUCGUGCUCUCGUAUUCCUGCUCGGCAGCAGCUGAAGACAUCUCCGAUGUUUCAACAAACACCACAUCCACAACUGAGAACGAAGCACCAUGUCUUAAUGUGAACUGCGCGCAAGUAGCCAAGUGCUGCCCCACGGGCAUGGAUGAUUAUGGAUGGAUUGCAGCGGCCGUCGGCUGGAGCCUCUGGUUUCUGACUCUCAUCCUGCUCUGUGUGGACAAGGUCAUGAAACUCCGGCCUGACGAACACAAACAUUUGGUGGCCUGAAGCAGGGCAAGCCAGCAAUCAGCAGCACCUGGGAGCAGUGAGGUGCAAACAGACUGACAAAGCAUUUAGAUCACUUUCUAGGAAGUAAAAAAGAAAGGGAAUGUACCUUCUGGCAAAAAAAGGCAAGAUCUAAGCAGGGCACGUGCUGGGGCUUCAUCCUCCCUUGCAGGGUGAAGCUGCCAGCCAAGGUGUGGAGCAGUCAAGUCCCUGCAAGGCACCACACACAUCC
Molecule: messenger RNA, 684 nt
Organism: Columba livia (rock pigeon)
Lineage: Eukaryota; Metazoa; Chordata; Aves; Columbiformes; Columbidae
Gene: TMEM213
Product: transmembrane protein 213
Exons: 3
Coding region: 138-455 (105 amino acids)
Source: RefSeq, a predicted model, not a curated record